Messenger RNA from Heterostelium album PN500, 1779 nucleotides. Its product is annotated as LETM1/MDM38 family protein. Bases 1 to 1779 code for a protein of 592 amino acids. The record is from RefSeq and is a predicted model, not a curated record. Lineage: Eukaryota; Evosea; Eumycetozoa; Acytosteliales; Acytosteliaceae. Gene Ontology annotation, biological process: intracellular monoatomic cation homeostasis. Gene Ontology annotation, molecular function: ribosome binding. The transcript is spliced from 4 exons. Gene Ontology annotation, cellular component: mitochondrial inner membrane.
AUGACAGCAUGCUUAUUAAGAGUGAUCGCCAAUGAAGUAAUUGGAGCAUCUCCGAUCACUAAUCAAUUGGUGAUGGCUAUCGGUCAUUCACUAAAGAGACCACUGGUCCUUUCAUCGGCCAGCAAUCGUAACAUAAACAAUAGAGUAAACUUUAAAUUUACUAAACCAACAGACACAACAAUCAGUAAUACCAUUAAAUCAUAUUCAUCACAAUCAUCAACAUCACAAUCACAUUCAAUGUUCAGUUCAUUGAUAUACCAACCAUAUAAAUCCUCAAACAAUAGUAUCUACAAUAUUGCUGCAGACAAUUCAAAUAAUUUUUCAUUGGGAUUAAGAUAUUAUAGUAAUAUACAAAAGGAAACAACAGAUGUAUCAACAAGCAAUAAUACUACAACUACAACACCAACACCAGCACCACCAACACCACCAAAAGAAACAUUUAAAGAGAAAUUGAAAAAGAUUGCUAAACAUUAUUGGUUAGGUACUAAAUUGCUUGGUAAGAAUAUCAAGUUGACUGUCCAGUUGAUUAAGAGACUCAGUAAGGGACACAGUCUGUCUCGUCGUGAGCGUAGUCUUUUGGUUCAGACAUCGGCCGAUAUCAUUCGUUUGGUGCCAUUCAUCAUUAUUAUGGUUGUGCCAUUCCUCGAGUUUGCACUACCAGUGUUGUUAAAGUUGUUCCCCAAUCUCUUGCCAUCGACCUACGAGUGGAAGAACGAGCAAGAGGAGCACAAGACCAAUAAAUUGAAGGGUAAUAUCACAAUGGCUAAAUUCCUUCAGGACACUCUCGAGGACAUCAGUGUAGAGUUGAAGAGCAACAACAUCGUCAAGUCCAAAGAGUUCCACGACUUUAUGAUGAAGGUAAAGAGCGGUGAGCCAGUCUCUAGCAAUGAGAUUCUCACUUUUUCACAGUUAUUCCGUGACGAAAUCACUAUGGAGAAGAUCUCCAGACCACAGCUCUUGGCUAUGCACAAGUACUUGGCUGGUGGUAGCUUCGUCGCCAAGUGGUACUCCAACGACUACCUGAAGCAACAGAUCAGCAAGAAACUAAAGAAGAUCAAACAGGACGAUAUUUUGAUCAAGAAGGAAGGUUUGGAUGCUUUGACCCUCGAGGAAUUGGUCGACGCUGCAUUGGUGCGUGGAUUCAAGGUCGAAGGUUACACCCGUAAGCAAAUCGAACAUCAACUCGAACAAUGGUUGGAUCUCUCACUGAACAAGUCAGUGCCAAGCUCAUUGCUGAUUCUAAGCAGAGCUUUCACCUUGACUUCCUCCACCACUGUUGCCGAGGCACUCGAAGACACCCUCGAGCACAUCCCACAGGAAGCACUCGAUGAAGUCGUCAAGAAGCUCCCAGUCGGUGGUGUAUUCGAAGAGGGUAGCGUUGAGCGUGCCGAAGAGAAGCUUGAGGAGCUCUCGAAGGAGGCCGAGCAACUCGAGAAGGAAAAUCAAGCCGAUUUGGUUGAGGGUGCCGAAUCCACUGCCAAAGAGACUGAAGACGUCAAGCAACAGUUGCAAUCCGCUGAACAACUCAAGGAGCAAGUCGCUGGUACUGAGGCUCCACAAAUAUUGGACGGUCAACUGAAAGAGUUGGUCGACAAGAUCGAUGACAACAUCAAGGAGAUUGUAAACAUCGAACAAACCACCCCACUCACCAACGCAGAGAAAGCCGCCAAGAAAGCUGAACAAUCACUUUCAGACGAUGAUGAAACCGAAAUUCAUAAACAACAACCACAACCAAACGAACAAGUACAACAACAACAACAGCAAACUUCCAAAAUUUAA